AUGGCCCCGCCCCGGCUCCACCCACCUAGCGUGCUCCAGCCCGAGGCCCCGCCUACAGUCCCACCCCUACCUCUAGCCCUGCCCCCAAGGCCCGGAAGCGAAAGCAGCUCCUCCACUUCCGAGUGGGGUCACGGUUCGGCCGCCUGGAGCAAGGUCUCAGCGCGUGCGGUGCCCUCCGCGGGUCAGGGCAGCCCCUCGCCCUGCGCCAUGUCCCGGAACCUGCGCACCGCGCUCAUUUUCGGCGGCUUCUUCUCCUUGGUCGGCGCCGCCUUCUACCCCAUCUACUUCCGGCCCCUAAUGAGGCUGGAGGAGUACCAGAAGGAACAAGCCAUAAAUCGGGCUGGGAUUGUUCAAGAAGAUGUGCAGCCACCAGGGUUAAAAGUGUGGUCGGAUCCAUUUGGCAGGAAAUGAGAAGGCUGUCACCAGCUCUGAUUACAAAAGUAGACAUCUUCAUGCUUUUGAGUCGGCUUCGAACACAAUAAAUCACUUCACUAUGGAAGGGCGGCUGGAGAAGAAAACCCUGUAAUGCCGUCAAUAAGAGUGCUUGUCAUAAAAGACUGCGUACUAGGAUUAAUAUUUCCCUUCUUAAAUAUCAAAAGAACCCUGGAACACAUUAGGAAGGUUUGCAUGAUUUGGUUGACUUUCCAAAAAUGAAGCUAUUUUGGUGGGGCUGUUCACCCAAGAUGUGUUUAUUAUUCAGUCUUUAUCACCACUGAACUGUGAUAGGAAUACAAGCAACCCUUGGGCUUGAGGAGGUGCAUGCCCCCUCUGCCACCUUUCAAACAGCAGAUUUCAGAAGAAGAACCACCCUGCUGAGCUGCCUUGAAGGGCUCUUUGAAAAUAUUCAAGCUGAUAAAGCUCUUUGAGGACAAGGUACUUGUGCUAUUUAAGAAUAAACAGUUCAGCCUGCACCAUCUCUGUUGAAGAUUGCUCCAUGCUGGAAAAGAAACAAAUAUAAAGCAGGUCAAACCGCAUGGGUGCGUGGGCAUAGUACAAAUCAGGGGUGAAUCAACAGAAGUGAAAAAUAUGUCUAUUAAAAUGGUUUGUUUUUAUUUUA
Chinchilla lanigera (long-tailed chinchilla) is the source of this 1057-nucleotide messenger RNA. It is a transcript of the gene Smim20, whose product is annotated as small integral membrane protein 20. Gene Ontology annotation, cellular component: mitochondrial inner membrane. The record is from RefSeq and is a predicted model, not a curated record. NCBI's taxonomy places the organism in Eukaryota, Metazoa, Chordata, Mammalia, Rodentia, Chinchillidae. Gene Ontology annotation, biological process: mitochondrial respiratory chain complex IV assembly. The coding region runs from base 1 to 411 and encodes 136 amino acids. The transcript has 3 exons.